AUGGAACCCAGCAAUGCAAACCAGCAACAGCAGCAGCAACAGCAGCAUCAUGAAAAUGGGCCUUUUCCAGCGGAACUUUUGCUAUCCAUCUUUGUCUAUCUCGACGGUACUACACUAACAUCUUGCAGUCAAGUGUGUCGACAAUGGGCUCAAGUCAUUGCUCAUUAUGAUGAACUCAUUUGGCCCAAUGCCUGCCAUCGAGACUUUGAAAGAACCAGUGCUCGACGCUGGUGGUCGCUCCAAUUUCCAUCACCCAAGGCUCACAAAAAUCAGCGAACUUGGCAGGACAUGUACAGAAUCACAAGGAAUUGGUAUAACGGCCGCUGUGUGAAGGGGUUCUAUCCCAAUGUCUGCGGCUCUACUUCAAUGGAUACGCUCCCCAGUACUGUGAUAGGCGCUCCUCAAGAACAGGGCAUGUUCACUAGCUUAACGGUCGCAAAUGAUGGCCGCAUUGUGAGAUCAAAUCCAAAUUACCAUAGUCCAUCAGGCUCUCAAAGCUUAAUAAUUCAAUCCCCACAAACAAAGCAAAGAUUCUUUUUGGACAAUACAGCUGCAACAAGCGAAAUACCUGGUUGGCCCGAAGCUGCAAGAUCUCACUCGAUCGUUUGUCAUUAUACUCAACCCAAUUCUAAAUGGUUAGUGACAGGCGGUCUCAACGGCACAGUAGCAGUAUGGAACUUGGAAACAAAGACGUUGGUCAGGAUGUGGCAAGGACAUCGAGGACGAGUUCUGUGUAUCAGUAUGAAUGAUGAUGUUGUCGUUAGUGGUGGUUCAGAUAGCAUGAUUCGUGUUUGGGAUUUGAACAAGAAUAACAGUUCAAACAGCAAUAUUGGAUGGACAAAUCACCAUCGACCCACACGACGAGGCAUGAUUGAUAUCUCGUCUUAUUUAUCAGGAAGAAGUGAUUGGUAUCAAGGCGUUGGCGAGAUUGCUGCCAAUGGACAUCUGGUCGCCUGCGCUCCGGAUGCGUCUGGCCCUAUUCUCGUAUUUUCGCUUUUGACUGGCUCUCUUGUCUACGAGUUGCGUGUCCCUGAAGAAACAGCGCAGACAUCCGAAUGGGUUACUGAAGACAUCACUGCAUUUACUCGUCUCUGCCUCACGCCAUUCUUUCUUCUCACAAAAGGAAAAGUAGCCAACGGUAACAACACAAUCCAAUUGGUGCCGUCUUCCAACAACAUUUUACAGCAACGUAGACAAAAGAAGAAAUCAGCCGGUUACGUCAAGAAAGUGAGCGAUAGUAUCGAGGAAACCAACAGCCCUGCGCCUCCCGUUGCUCAAAUGACGCCUUACCAACUCUAUCAAUACUACCAGUCGAUCAACAAAACCGGGGGCAGCGACUCAGAGGAAGAGCAAUUGAUGCCAUCUACAAGUGCAUGUAUUAAUGUCUGGGAUUUGCAAACUGGAAAAAUUGCCUAUAGACUACUACCUACAUUAGAGAAGCCUUACCAACACUACACAAUCACAGAUGUGCGGCUAACACCUGAUUACUCAAAGGUGUUUGCAUCCAUCGAAGUACGCGGACAGAAGCACUAUGAAGAGAGACUUUAUUGCUGGGAUUUUUCAUUGAAAUACAAGGAUCAGCCUCAAGAAAGCUUUGAUGUUAUAGAAUUAGACAAUUUAGAUCCUGCUCUGAGAAAAACAGGCAAAUCAUGGAUCUGUUACAUGUAG
Molecule: messenger RNA, 1668 nt
Organism: Mucor velutinosus
Lineage: Eukaryota; Fungi; Mucoromycota; Mucoromycetes; Mucorales; Mucoraceae
Exons: 2
Coding region: 1-1668 (555 amino acids)
Molecular function (GO): protein binding
Source: RefSeq, a predicted model, not a curated record